AAAAUAAAAAAUAUUUUAGAUGCUCACAAAGUUGUGCGACUUAAGGUGGGGUGAUGGCCGACAUCUGUGUGUGAUGCGCGUGGGCGCCUCUUCCGCAUAGGAAGUGAUGUCGCCAAGAUAUCAAAUUUGUGUAAGCGGUGAUCGGUGAUCAUCCGAGGCGGCUCAGGCGGAAGCGCAGGAUUUCCACAAUGAAGCAGGUGGUCGGGAUCGUCGUCUCCAACAAAAUGCAGAAGUCGGUCGUGGUGGCCGUCGAUCGGCUAUUUCACCACAAGCUCUAUAAUCGAUAUGUCAAGCGCACCAGCAAAUUCAUGGCUCACGACGAGAAAAAUGACUGCAGCAUCGGUGACCGAGUAAGGUUGGAUCCUUCUAGGCCACUGAGCAAAAGAAAGGACUGGAUUGUGGCCGAGAUAUUGCGGAAGGCAAGAGUCUAUGUUCGACCAUCUCCUGCUGCAGAUUCAAUUGCAUCCCAGAGUGUGUCUUCUACAUGAGCUUCCUGAGGCAGGAACAAUGAAUAGUAUGUUUUCAUGAAGUCCCUUGCCUUGUUCUUUAUAUUAAGAAUUUAGAUGAAUUAGAAGGACGUGUCUCAUACACGGAUACUAAUUAAUCUUGUUCCUUGGCCAAUGAGUAAUUCAGCUGAAUAAUGGAUGACUAAAAAUUCAUCAAUAGCUUAGCCCUAAAUAUUUACUUUGAUCUA
This is a messenger RNA of Zingiber officinale, 694 nucleotides long. RefSeq names its product 30S ribosomal protein S17-like. The record is from RefSeq and is a predicted model, not a curated record. Gene Ontology annotation, cellular component: ribosome. Lineage: Eukaryota; Viridiplantae; Streptophyta; Magnoliopsida; Zingiberales; Zingiberaceae. Gene Ontology annotation, molecular function: structural constituent of ribosome. Bases 189 to 488 code for a protein of 99 amino acids. Gene Ontology annotation, biological process: translation. The transcript is spliced from 3 exons.